Hyalella azteca is the source of this 3448-nucleotide messenger RNA. RefSeq names its product transcriptional repressor protein YY1. The transcript is spliced from 5 exons. Gene Ontology annotation, molecular function: DNA-binding transcription factor activity, RNA polymerase II-specific; RNA polymerase II cis-regulatory region sequence-specific DNA binding. Bases 47 to 1141 code for a protein of 364 amino acids. NCBI's taxonomy places the organism in Eukaryota, Metazoa, Arthropoda, Malacostraca, Amphipoda, Hyalellidae. Gene Ontology annotation, cellular component: transcription regulator complex; PcG protein complex. Gene Ontology annotation, biological process: regulation of transcription by RNA polymerase II. The record is from RefSeq and is a predicted model, not a curated record.
UGGCGGCGUAUGGUCAGUGUGAGCCAAGCUCUCGCGUGAGCAUGAUAUGGCAUCGUCUGACGUUGUGACAGAAGUUGGAAUUCAACCCGAGAUACAAGAAGUUGAAAUCGAUGCAAUGCCGGUCGAUAUACCAGUUGAAGCAAUGGAGUCGUAUGGUGGACAAGUAAUAUCGUUUCAACAAUUACCUGAACCAGGCAGAGAAGAAAUUGUUUUUCACUCCCAGGAAGUUGGCGGUGAACAAGAAAUUCCUUACCAACAAGUUUUACCCAUACAAAUGGACAGUGAUUUAACUAUUGAAUCUUUGCCCGGCACGUCUAAAAGAUCUGGUAGAAAACCUAAUAAAAGAAGGCGAGAUGAUGAUGGGAGUCCGACUAUGAUUAUUGGACAACGUUGGGAACAGAAACAAGUUCAAAUCAAGACCUUGGAAGGAGAGUUUUCCGUUACCAUGUGGUCAUCUGGUGUAGAUGAUGAUGAGUUGAGCAAUCCAGAACCUGAUCCUGACUAUGCGGAGUAUAUGGCUGGGUCCAGCCGCAAGCUGGGUGCUGGUGGAGUCCCUGAUGUUGACCUCAGUGACCCAAAACAACUUGCAGAAUUUGCUAAAAUCAAACCAAAGAAAAGUCCAAUUGCAGAUGUAGCAAGAACUAUUGCCUGUCCGCACAAGGGCUGCAGUAAAAUGUUCCGUGACAACAGUGCAAUGAGGAAACACCUCCACACUCAUGGCCCCCGUGUCCAUGUAUGUGCGGAGUGUGGCAAGGCAUUUGUUGAGUCCUCUAAACUAAAGCGUCAUCAACUUGUUCACACAGGAGAGAAACCCUUCCAAUGCACAUUCGAAGGAUGUGGCAAGAGGUUCUCUUUGGACUUCAAUUUACGCACGCACGUUCGGAUCCACACUGGCGACCGGCCGUACGUGUGUCCUUUUGAUGGCUGCAACAAGAAAUUUGCACAAAGUACAAAUCUUAAGUCUCACAUCCUCACACACGCUAAGGCAAAAAACAACAUGAGGGCAAACAAUAACAAUUCAGGGGCUGACACCACCCCUCAAUACGAGACCGAAUACAAUCUACCCUCGCAGACGCAGCAAUACGUGCAGGUAGAAAUGCCUUCACCUGAAGACCAGCAGUUCGUUAUCUACACAAGCUAGGAGGAGGCCAUCAGCCUCGUGCAGCUCUAGUCCUGUGCACAAGGCUGAGGCCUGAUCAGCUCUUCAAGAAUCUUUUUUUAUGUUUUUAUGAUGGUGUGGACUGCCUCGGCCUAGCAAAUCCAAUAAUAGAGAAGUUUGCUCUAUGUCUUCAGAAUAAUUUGUUCCGUUAGCUUCAUUUGCACUCGUGUCCUACUUUCAACACUGGUGAAUAAUGGGGAAUUUCGCGUUGAGUGAUUAUUCCCUUACUUCUUGAUCAAUUGGUUUUGGGACUUAUAUUGUCACUGGUCUGUUGAUGCGUUAGGUACUAACUGAUAUCAUAAUAUCAAAAUAUCUUUCAAAUACUGGGUAAUUUCGAAAAUGUUUAACAUUUAAUUUUUUUUUAGUAUGUUAUGAUGCUGUGACAGACCCAUUACCUUCAAAAAUCGUUACCUGCAUUGAAAAAAACUCAAAUAGGGACUAAGAACUUUUGGCUGAGACUCAAACCACUGAGACCUUCUGUAAAGUAUUAUCUGAAUUGAAAACCAUUUCAAAUAGUUGAUCGGGAGAGUAGUUGAUCUUGAUCUGAAGUCGACGCUAGUUUAUUUCAUAACAUGUUCUUCUCAGUAUUCCAUGAGAGGUUGGAAAGCAUCUUCUGCUUCGAGAUCAUACUUUUGACGUCUAAUUUUUCUUACUUCUCUGCCUCACUAAAGUUUUCACUCAUUUGUGGUCAAAUUCAAUUCCUAAAUUAGCAUGGUAGAUUGAUUAUUUAUUUAAUCUUGUACAAAAUUUAUUUGAAAUAAUCCUUUCGGAAAUUGUUUUAUAUUUUUUAAUUUAGUUUGACAUUCGGAUGUUCUUAUGGGUCGGAGAAUAGAUUAGCUCGUGCCUUGUCUCAUAACCUUUCAAGUUAUGCAGGGUUAUUGCAAAUUAUUCGUAGCUUAUAUUAUGAAUGAUACCAAUUUCUGUACUGUUCACCAAGUCCUGAUGGUUCAUAGGCAGUAAUAAUAUUCACCUAUAUGCCGAUCUGACUUCCCAUAUUUUUAGUGUUACUUAUCUGUAAUUUCUAACAACUAUUCACUGCCGAUUCUAGCGUGCGAUCACAUUCUUCGAUUCAUGAUGCUAUUCCUACCUGAGUUAUGAAAUGAAUAGCGCAGUUGAGGAUAUUUUGAUAGCCUUCUUUUCAUCAGCUUACUUGCAGCACUGACCUUACUUCACCGAAUUGGAGCAAGCUAAUGCAUCGUAUUUCGUUUCUUUCUUCCCUAAUAUCUGAUCGCUGCUCUUCUCGGCUUCCUACUCACUUUGAUACCAGUAUUCAUCGAAUUCUUUCUACUAUUCUCAUUACUUAUGGACAGCCUAAACCAAAUAAAUAAGUUGCGUUCUCAUUGACAGUAGAAAAAAUUUCUUUUCGUUCUUUGUUUUAACACUAGAUGAAUUUAAACUAGUGAGUUAUUGGUCGAAUAUCUCGUUUAUCGUUCUUUUUGGUUUAUCAAUAUCUUGCUCUCUUGUUCAGAGAGUGAUAGAUCUCCUGUAACUUUUUAUGCAACCCCGUGACAAUCUAACCACCAUCGAUAGCUCGCUCGUUUAUUUUUGGUUAUCGAUGAUUUUAUACAAAUUAAACUGAAAGUUUUAUAUCUACUUUCCCGUAAUUUUCUCUCGUGAUUUUGCCUCUAAUGCAAUUGUAUUAGAGUUGGACGGUCAGAAAUUUGCUUUGCUCGGAACGAAGAAGCUCAUGUUGAGCUCGUGACGCUUAGUUUGCCUAGUGAUAGGUGGUGUUUAUUUUCUAAUUUGUCCCGCACGAUCUUUAUUACGUUUACCAAGUGUAAAUAAUUGUGCAUUUAUUAGUUAUUGUCUUAUAAACUAUGUAAGUUUUCAUGUUUUUAAUUCGUUGACUACCAUUGGAAAAGUCAGGUAAUCGGAGGAAAUAAAACAUACUGAGAGGUCAGGCGGCGUUUAGUUGGUUUACGAAGCAUUUGCUUAGCAGAUUCACAUAGUGUUUAACGACCGACAAGUUUCCAAUUUAGGUAGGUACUCAAUUUAAGAAGGAACUGCAGUGCUAGGGACUGGGGCUCUGUGUAUCUGGUCUAAAUCAUUUAUGUACUUAAACUCAUCUUAUGAUUUCGUUAUUUAUUGGUGCGGUCGUUCAUUUCAUAUGUUCUGCGUUAGUGGCAUUUUGAUAGACUUUAAGAGUUUCUGUCCAAAUGCUGUGAGCUAAAAUCCUGAUCCGUGUCUUAUAUUGAUUAUAAUGACUGAGUAGAUUAUGUAUAUAUAAAUAUCAUGAUUACCACGCAUUGCGUGGCAUUCCUUGCAAAUAAAGUACAUUUUUAUACUAUG